Molecule: messenger RNA, 4411 nt
Organism: Linum trigynum
Lineage: Eukaryota; Viridiplantae; Streptophyta; Magnoliopsida; Malpighiales; Linaceae
Source: the annotation of a GenBank genome assembly
UCUUAUAUUUGGAAUUUGUAAGUUAAAAUGCAUUAGUAGUUGUAACUAUCAAGUUAUUCGUUAUUCGGUUAGUUGUUCACUUUCGAACGAUGUUCUUUAUCAAAAACCGUAUAGUAUUAAUAACCCACUUGUUGAGAGAUGUUUAGUAAUUAAUCUUAUACCAAACAAUUAUUCGCAAUUUAGUUAGUAGUUCCUUUCGAAACAUGGUGGUUUUUUCUCCAAGAACAUUUAGUAUCAAUAACUCGAGUUGUUGAGAGAAAUUGAAUAAUAUAAUCUUAUAGUAUUUACUAACACACAUCCUCGUAAGAAAGUCAACUUAUAUGAAAUUGAAAUUUGAACAAAUAUGAAUUCUAUGUAAUUAACAAAUGCGGUUGCCAAGAUUCAAACGCAAAACCUCACGAUCAACUAUUCUCACUUAGACACACACUAAUUUUUAGUUAACAAAUUUCCUUAUGAGUGACCCACCCUGUUACACUCUUCUCAACCCGUGUCUUGUACUCUGUAUCCUUUUAACUCAUUUGUUCGGAUGAUAUCGCCCGAGUUCUGACUUAAAAUUUAUUUUUCAUAAAAAAAAUAAUAUUGGCUUGAAAAAGUUAAACUUGGAAUCUUUAACAAAUGCAUUUGUUAACAAAAAUAAUUGGAAAACGCAUAAAAAUUAUUUAAAAAUACCAUCGUGGAGUGUUUACUUGGCAUACCAUUGCCGCGAACCUUCUAAGUUCUAUCCUUGCCAUCAUCGCAUGCCUGCCACUCCGCCAUUGUUAAUCAAUUCCCUGAUCCAAAACAUAAAAACCUCAAAUUCCAGUAUCGGCCAAAAAAGCUUCUUCACUUUCCUCCGCUCCCCUUUAACCCUUCCUUUUCUUCUCCUUUCACGGAAGACCCACACCAAGAAACAAGAAAGUAUCGAUUCCGGAAUCCGAUUCAGAUCCACCUUUGCAGAAUCUCCCGGUUUGCUACUGAUCUACUCAACACAUACAAUCCACUGUGGCAGACUGAAACUUCCACACAUCAAGUUUCUCAGACGAUGCUACACCAUCUCCCUCCUCUCCGACCUGCUUCGUAAACAGAGGUCAGGAUAAAUAUACGAAACCUAUGUCUCCUAUUAUAAUCUCGAGGAAUGCCGGUUGGGUUUUAUUAAUCCAUCGGUCGUCAUCUGGUAGGUUUCCGAUCAGUGGAUUGCAGUUGAUUGUCGGCGAAGCUACCAUAGCCAAUUUCGGCAUUCUGCCAAAAUUGGAGCUGUGGCCGCUAGUUCUGUAUAUAAGCAGAAAUAACGUUUCUGACAGGAGAGACAAAAGGGGAAAGAGAAAUAUUAGGCGCAAAAAAGGAACUUUAACCGAUAAGAAAUCGGUGAGGGGUAGGGAAAGAAGCCGAGUUACGUGAGCGAGUCUAGCAGCGAACUCGAGGCUUUGUUGAUUUUUGUUGCAGAUAUUCAUGGGAGCAAAGAACUCGAGGGAAGGGAGCUGGAGGUCGGAUUCCUCUGUAAGGUCUGCGGCGGCAUCUUCAUGGGAUUAUGUUCAACAACCUUAUUAUGGGCAGCCGUAUGGUCAAGACGGCUACGGAUAUGGCUAUCCGCCACCCCAGCAACCUCCCACACAGCCGAACUAUCCUCCACCGGCUCAAGUGGGAGGUGGUGAUAUAAGGCGGCUUGAUAGAAAGUAUUCGAUAAUUGCCGACGACUAUAAAUCCUUGGACCAGGUGACUGAAGCUCUUGCACGUGCUGGACUUGAAUCAUCAAAUCUCAUUGUUGGAAUUGACUUUACGAAGAGCAACGAGUGGACUGGUGCUAAGUCUUACAACAAAAAAAGUUUACAUCACAUUGGAGAUGCCUUGAAUCCCUACGAGCAAGCUAUUUCUAUUAUUGGGAAGACUUUAGCUGCCUUUGAUGAGGACAACUUGAUUCCCUGCUACGGAUUUGGAGACGCUACGACACACGAUCAGGAUGUCUUUAGUUUCUAUCCGGAUGAGAGGUUCUGUAAUGGAUUUGAAGAAGUUUUAAGCCGAUAUCGAGAAAUUGCUCCAAGCCUGAGACUUGCAGGUCCGACGUCAUUUGCACCUGUUAUUGAGAAGGCAAUGACGAUUGUUGAGGAUAGUGGUGGCCAGUAUCAUGUAUUGUUGAUAAUAGCAGAUGGGCAGGUUACUAGGAGUGUUGACACUGAGCAUGGGCGGCUAAGUCCACAGGAGCAGAAGACAGUUGAUGCCAUUGUACAAGCCAGCAAGCUUCCCUUGUCUAUUGUUUUGGUAGGGGUUGGGGAUGGCCCAUGGGACACGAUGAAAGAGUUUGAUGAUAACAUCCCUGCUAGAGAGUUUGAUAAUUUCCAGUUUGUAAAUUUCACGGAGAUUAUGUUGAAGAACGUGCACCAAUCCCUCAAGGAGACACAGUUUGCACUUUCUGCUCUCAUGGAAAUUCCUCCUCAAUACAAGGCAACGAUGGAACUUGGACUAUUGGGUCGUAAAAGGGGAAAUAUUCCUCAGCGGGCUGCACUCCCACCUCCUGUCUAUGGGUCCUCAUCUUUUAGUAGCUCCAAAUCUUUCCAGUCUACUACCAGCUCCAAAUCUUUCCAGCCUACUACCAGCUUUAAGCCUACUGUGCCGGUUUAUGAACCAGACACCCAUCCGAUCAGCUCAGCACCGCCAAUCACAAGUUCAUCCUACGAAAACCAGCUUUGCCCUAUCUGCCUCAGCAACGCGAAGGACAUGGCAUUCGGCUGUGGGCACCAAACAUGUCGCGAGUGUGGUGAAAACGCAAACCUUCAACUGUGCCCUAUCUGCCGGACUCCGAUCAGCACCAGGAUAAAACUCUAUUAAACCGUGGGCGAAAGGAUGAAGGGUUUGCCUGCCUUUUGUAACUAAUGCGUGGCUUUCUCCAGUAAUAUUGUAAUUCGUUUAUUCAAUGUUAUUAUUUUGGAUCUGCUGGUUUCAGUUGUAGGCUUGAAAUCUGCUGGUUUCAGUUUUAGGCUUGAAAUUUGUACAUACAGAAAUGGAAAACCAUUUUUCUCCAGUUUCCUGAUCGCUAACGCCCAAUUUGGUCCCCCUUCUUAUGAGUACUAUUUUCUGAAUGAAUAUAAACAGAUAGAAGCUUAACAAACCAGCAAGAGAGCAUGUGAGAAUGUUGAUUACAGAAUUUACUGUAUAUGCGGUAUUCUUUUCGGAACAUAGUCAUCUCAUUAAAUGCUUGUUUGGCUGUAUUUCGUCAUCUAAUGUCCAACUUUUAGGAGUAAUCUCAUUAAAUGCUUGUUUGGCUGUAUUUCGUCAUCUAAUGUCCAACUUUUAAGAGUAGUCCAAGGAGUUUGAUAAGUAGCAUAUUUUCUACAUGUAUUAAACUAGGAGGCUAGGAAAGCACUAUUGGUGGAGGCAAAUGGUGUGAAUAGUGUUUGUGUAAUUUUUAGGGGAGAACAAGUUUUUUCUCUUAGUGUUAGGGUGUGGUACCAUAGGCAGAGCCAGCUUAUAUUGUCCUUGUAUCCAACAAUUACAAGUAAUAUAAGAAUAUUUUGUCACUAUAUCAUAGCUCAUUACCUGUCUAAUAAUUGAUUAAAAAUAAAUAUUUUAUGUGUUCCAUUCAUGAUAAUUAUUCGACAAUAACUUGUUGGGUAUUAUCAUGAUAUGAGAUUUCGUUAAUUGAAAGAAAUUGAUGAAUUGUCUCGAAUAAUGAUGGAGAAAAAAUAUGUAAGUCAUAUCCAUCAGUUUAUUUGCUUCUGAAACUAGUUUUGAUUCUACCCGUUGCAACUGUAACUCUGUAAGUGCAGAAAUAACAUUUUUAGCUUGAACUAUACUAAUAUAAAGUUUCGAAGUCGAAUUGACGAUCAGUUUGCUAAAGAUUGUUUAAUAGGAUACAUUGAAAGAGGCUUAUUUAAGAGUAUAGACAACGAAUGUAUUUUGCAUUGCUUUGAGAGAAUGAAAAUUCGUCAUAAUUGUUUAUGCAAACAUUAAUUAUAUUAGUCGAUAAUUUCUUUAUUUAUAUUAAUUAUAUUUUUAAAAGAGGCCAGGGGUAGUUUCAAAUCAUGCCUCCGCCACUGUGUGGUCAUACAAUAAAAUACUUUUGUUGAACCUAGUUCUUCUAUGUUCCAUGUUCGAAACUAGCUAGCCGCAUUCUUUAUAUUUUUAUAAAACUUUCUUGCAACUCGCAAUGGUAAAUUUAAUCCUUUAAGUUGCAUAAUUUGUUUGAUAAAUCCUAUACUUUCAAAUUAAAUUAAUUAAGUUCUUGGACUCUUGAAUUGGUAAUUUAAGAAUUCUUUGCUAUAGUCAAUUAUAGUAAUUCUUUUGAAACACUAAUACAAAGGAUAAGUAAAUUUUCAAUUAAGAAUAUAUUGAAUAAUAUGAUAUCUAUCGACUUGUAUAGUUAAACUUUUUUAUACAAUUUGCUCAUUGUUAUGAACAUAACCCUAUAGAAACUUUAGAAUAAAUUAUAUGUUAAAUU